Messenger RNA from Brassica napus (rape), 5553 nucleotides. RefSeq names its product protein NETWORKED 2A. The transcript has 2 exons. Gene Ontology annotation, molecular function: actin binding. Bases 2485 to 5322 code for a protein of 945 amino acids. Lineage: Eukaryota; Viridiplantae; Streptophyta; Magnoliopsida; Brassicales; Brassicaceae. The record is from RefSeq and is a predicted model, not a curated record.
AAAAUAUCAAAGUAUAAAUAUAUAUAUAUGGAUAUCAAUAUAUAUAUAUAUAUAUUAUCUACGUAUUUACAUAUUAGAAUAUAAAAUUAUAAGGAAUAAAAUUUGAUGGGUAAAAAUUAAAAUAAUAAUAAACUAUUAAAACUCCGUCACGUGAUAUAAUUCCCGAACCAAACUAAAAAAAAAACUCUUCUUUCUAAAACCUAACAUAAUAACUCAUUAAAAGAAACUAACAACUAACUAAAGGAAACAACUAACUAAACUGGUUCCUAAACAUAAAGUCUUUUUUCGUUAGGUAGAAGGGCAAUUUCGUCUAACUUUCUCUUCGAAUUCAGAGAAUGUGCUUCUCAUGUAAGAUGUGUCUGUUAGUGUAAAAAAACAUAAAAAUGUGACUUAUAAAGUAAUGCACUCAUUUUUGUUCUAUUUUGACAAAUUUAUCUAUAUUUAUUCUGGCAAAGAAAAAUAAAAGUCAUGAUGGUAACACCUUAUAAUGCUUCUUGUGAUUUAUGUUUGAAUGUUAUUUGAAUAGCAAAACACACUAUUCUAACAUAAUAAGUUAAAUUUCUUUUCUUCUACUAGUAUAGUAUUAUACAGAAAAACAUAAGAACAAUCUUAUUGGUUGAUUCUUGAAUUUGGAUAUUUCUGAACAAAAAUAAUAUUAGUUUUAAUCUGUUUAUAUUUAAAAUUCAAUUUUUGUCUUAUUUUUUAAAAUACAUCCAAUGGAAAAAAGACAAGUGGCAAUAUGGACUUCUAAUAAAUGUGUCAGAAUUUCUCGCAGCUAGCUUUUUUCCUUUUUUUCCUAUUUUCUUUUUAAUUUUUUUUUUAAUCCUAGAUACCCAUUAGCAUUGCCAAGAAUGGCAAAAAACUACCCAUGGGAAUACAACAAUCUCCCUACAAACACCACUCCACAAGGCAGUUACUAUACCUCAUCCAAAAAAUACCUCCAAAAACCUACCCAAGCACCUAAGCAGAGGAUGAUACUUCUUCAUUUUCAAAACAACCUAGAAGCUACGCAGGUGGUCCUGCCGCCACGUAUGACUGCGUCUGCCUUCCUUUGGUCACCCCUUUAGCAAUGAGGAGAGCUCCUCUGUUGUUUGCUCUCUCUUUCUUCACCACUCUCCACCAUUCAAGUCCACAAAUUUACCCAAAAUAAGUCCUAUCUCUCCUUUGAAGUUAGGCCAGGCUUUAGGUCUAAGAACCGUUUGAGUUAUGUCAGCCAUCAUCUAAGGCAAAUAUCACCUUGUUCUGGUGAUGAGAUAUGAUACUUUCCACUGACCAAACCAAGACUUGCAGUUUUGCGUCAUGUAAGCUACCAAUCUCAGAGAAAGCCCUUCUCCCAUGAAGAAACACCUUACCUUUCUCAUUCCUUAAAACCCAAGCUCCUCCAGCCAAACAAGUUCAUUUCAUCCAAUCGACGCCAAUGUUACAUUUGAACCAACCCCUCGGAGGGGGAACCCAUAUUUUCUGGCAAGCCGUGCCAUCACCUCGUUCUUCUAAUUCCUCCUUUUGCUCCUCCACUUGCGCUAAACUCCACAUCUCAGACUCCACAAAAAAAUUUUCCACCAACUCAAGCAAACCAGAUUGUUUUCCUUCAAACAUCAGAUUGUUCCUGUUCUUCCAAAGGAACCAAGUGAUCCAUGGCAGAGCAUUACGUACCUUGCUUGGGAUUGAUUUGUUAGACCCCAUUGAGAAUAGGUGAUGAAUGUUGGCGUAGUGAGAUGUCAAAUCAAAACCGCCUGGGGGAGAUGGAACAUUCGCCAUAGCCCAAACUUGGCGCGCAACAUGACAUGUGAAGAGGAUGUGAUUGAUUGACUCUCCUUGGAACCCGCAGGCUUGACAACAAGGGUCCAACUUGAUGCCUCUCUUCACAAGCAAUUCACCUACAGAAAUCGCAUUGCUCAAGGCUCUCCAUAGAAAAUUUAAGGAGAAACCUUGAAGUAACAUCCAAUAUAUUCUAACAGAUGACAAAAAAAAAAAAGAUAUCCAUUAGCAUACUCCACUAGACCUGCUCUAAGACACAAAAAAUCUGAUGGAGAUUGUUUUAGGUAUCUCUCUGUUAUUUCUUUUCUUCUUUAAUUUUUCUUGUCGUAAGCCAAUGUGUUUAAAACUCUCUUUUUGAUGGACCACUUUUUCUGAAGCUAAUAAUUAUUUCUAUUAUUUUGUUGAGGUAAAAUUUUGUUCCUAGUGUUGAGGUUAAUAAAUAAUAAUCACACUGAGAGGAAACUAGAAGAGAGCAGUUGAGAUUUAAAAAAAAAAAAAAAAAAAAAAAGUUUUAGUUUUUUAAUUGGUCUCAUCUUGUUUGUUGUUUGUCAAAGGAAACAUCCUAAAAAUGAGCUUAAUCAAAGGAUCCCACCAAAAUACUCGGACAUGUCCCGGACAAAGACUACUUCUUUGUCUGAUCCUGAAAGUCUGGAGUUCUAGAUUUUAUACACAUUGAUGAAUUGGUCAUGUUUGAGCCUUCCUCUUCUUCUUCUUUAGGACAAAAACAUGUUGCAGAGAGCAGCGAGCAAUGCGUAUUCAUGGUGGUGGGCCAGCCACAUCCGCACAAAGCAGUCCAAAUGGCUCGAACACAAUCUUCAAGAUAUGGAAGAGAAAGUAGAGUAUACUCUUAAGAUCAUAGAUGAAGAUGGAGACACCUUUGCCAAAAGAGCUGAGAUGUAUUACCGUAAAAGGCCAGAGAUCGUUAAUUUCGUGGAGGAGGCCUUUCGAUCAUACCGUGCAUUAGCUGAACGCUACGAUCAUUUAUCUAAAGAGCUUCAAAGCGCAAACCGCACAAUCGCCACAGCGUUCCCUGAACAUGUUCAGUUCCCUUCGGAUGAUGAUGAUGAUGAAAAUGAAGAUUACGAAGGCAAUCCAAGGAAACCACAUCUUCAUCUAAUUCCCAAGGGCAGCAACAUACCUGAAGUCCCGGACAUUCCAAAGAAAGAGUUCAAAGGUCAAUCUAUGAUGUUGUCAAGAAAAGGACCAGCUUUCGCCAAGCGUGAAGCAGCGGUUGUUAGUUCAGGAUUGAGUAAAGAAGAGGGCUUGGAGGAGAUUGAUAACCUUCAGAAAGGGAUCUUGGCGUUGCAGACGGAGAAAGAGUUUGUGAGGAGCUCAUAUGAAGAGUCUUAUGAGAGGUAUUGGGAUUUGGAGAAUGAAGUGGCUGAGAUGCAGAAGAGGGUUUGUAACUUACAAGACGAGUUUGGUCUUGGUGCUGCGAUUGAUGAUAGUGAAGCUAGGACGUUGAUGGCGAGCACCGCGUUGAGUUCUUGUAAAGACACAAUAGCUAAGCUUGAGGAGAAACAGAAACAAUCUGUUGAAGAAGCGGAGAUUGAAAAGGGAAGAAUCACUAUUGCCAAAGAGAAGUUUGAUGCAUUGAGGAACAAAUUUGAGAAACCGGAAAGUGAGAAUCAUGAUGAGCUUAUUGAGACAGAACAAGAAGAAGCUGAUGUAGUUCAAGAACUUGAAGCUGAUGUGGUUCAAGAACUUGAAGCUGAGAGGGAAGAUUCAAAUGAGAAUCUUACUGUUGUGAAGCUUGUGGAGAAGAUUGAUGAUCUUGUGCAUAGAGUUGUUUCAUUGGAGACUGAUGCUUGUUCUCACAUUGCAUUGGUGAAGACAUUAAGAUCAGAGACAGAUGGGUUACAUGAACAUAUCCGCGGUCUAGAGGAGGACAAGGCGGCUCUUGUUUCGGAUUCCGCUGAUAUGAAACAGAGGAUAACCGUUCUUGAAGACGAGCUGAGUAAAGUUAGAAAGCUGUUCCAAAAGGUGGAAGAUCAGAACAAGAGUCUACAGAAACAGUUCAAAGAAGCUAACUGGACUGCUGAUGAUUUAUCUGGAAAGUUGCAAGAUGUGAAGAUGGAUGAAGAUGUCGAAGGAGCCAGAACCUUCCAAGAACAGCCAGUUGCUUCAGGAUCAGAAGAUGAUCUAAAGUCAAUCUCAAAGGAGACAGAAACGACGAGUAGUGUUGAAAGGAAGAAAGAGAAUGAAGACAUUGAAGAAGCAGAUCAAGAAGAGAAACCUGAGACUAAAGAUUCAUUUGCAUUGUCAGAAACAGCAAGCACUUGUUUCGGAACAGAAGGAGAAGAUUUGGUAACAGAAUACGAAGACGAAGAUACACCAAACUGGAGACAGAUGUUACCAGACGGCAUGGAGGAUAGAGAGAAGGUUCUGUUAGACGAAUACACAUCAGUACUAAGAGACUACAGAGAAGUAAAGAGAAAGCUAGGCGACGUAGAGAAGAAGAACCGAGAAGGGUUCUUCGAGCUUGCAUUACAGUUGAGAGAACUCAAGGAUGCUGUUGCUUACAAAGACGUAGAGAUUCAAGCUUUACGCCAAAAGCACGACACGCCAGGGAAAGAUUCUCCUUCUCCACAUCAUGUAGAAGGAAACAGCCAGCUGGAACAUGAUCAAGGACAACAGCAUGAGAGUGUCAGCAUCUCACCAACUUCAAACUUUUCGGUUUCCACUACGCCGCAUCAUCAAGCAGGAGAGGUGAAGAGAACACCAGCAAGGACUAAGUCUAGUGAGGUCAGGGUGAAAUUUGCAGACGUUGAUGAUAGCCCGAGAACAAAGAUUCCAACGGUGGAAGACAAAGUGCGUGCAGAUAUAGACGCGGUCCUGGAAGAGAAUCUAGAGUUCUGGUUAAGGUUUAGCACAUCGGUGCAUCAGAUACAGAAGUACCAGACAACAUUUCAGGAUCUGAAAUCAGAGCUGUCGAAGCUGAGAAUCGAAAGCAAGCAACAGCAGGAAUCUUCAAGAAGUGGUAGUAGCAGUAAGCACGCAGCUGCAUCAGAGGCAAAACCUAUCUAUAGACACCUAAGAGAGAUUCGAACAGAGCUGCAGCUAUGGCUAGAGAACAGCGCGGUUCUUAAAGACGAACUCCAGGGAAGGUAUACAUCGCUAGCUAAUAUCCAAGAAGAAGUCGCAAGAGUCACGUCUCAUUCUGGAGGUGGUAAAAUAAGUGACUCAGAGAUAAGUGGUUACCAAGCUGCAAAGUUCCAUGGAGAGAUACUCAACAUGAAACAGGAGAACAAAAGGGUGUCAAGUCAACUACAAUCGGGUCUUGAUCGUGUAAGAACGUUGAAGACUGAUGUAGAGAAGAUUCUGGGUAAACUGGAAGAGGAUAUUGGGAUCUCAAGUGCAACGGAAGCAAGAACAACUCCGAGCAAGAGCUCGUCGAGUGGAAGGACGAGGAUUCCAUUACGGUCGUUCUUGUUCGGUGUUAAGUUAAAGAAGCAUACAAAACAGAAGCAAGCUUCAGCAUCCCUCUUCUCUUGUGUCAGUCCAUCUCCAGCUCUGCAAAGACAGUCUAGUUACGUUAGGCAACCUGGAAACCUCCCUGAAUAAUCUCAUCAAUCAUCCGUCUGUUAUUUUACCUUUUCAGUUCCUUUUUUUUCUAGCUUUUAUGUCAAAUCAAAUCAAACUGUAUCUUCAUUCUUUCACUGUAUCUUCGAAGUAUAUUUAGAUUCGUACUAAUUAGUAGUAGUAAGUACUACUGUACAUCAUCACAUUCUUGUCUUAUUCCUAAGGAAAAAAAAAACAUUAAUAAAAGCACUAAAACAAUGCAGCAAAUAAAAA